Penicilliopsis zonata CBS 506.65 is the source of this 733-nucleotide messenger RNA. RefSeq lists its product as hypothetical. The transcript has a single exon. The record is from RefSeq and is a predicted model, not a curated record. NCBI's taxonomy places the organism in Eukaryota, Fungi, Ascomycota, Eurotiomycetes, Eurotiales, Aspergillaceae. The annotation marks the transcript as partial.
UGCGAGAACUACUCAUGUCAUUCAGCUAGUAUGUCAUUGAUUCUCAUAAUUCUAUCAAUCAGCUGUAUCUACAGCGAUAUGCAUCUCUUUAGCAGUCUUACAGGGCUGAUGGGCUCCAUCAGCAGACGCCGCUUUUCCAAACCCACUACCCGUGAGUGCACAUUCUCUUUCCAGCCAGCCAAGAAGGAGAGAAGAAGGAGGGGAUUAAAAAAAAAAAGAAAAAGAAAAAGAAAAAGAUGGGAGAGUCCCGAAGUUGAAAGUUGACGAUCCAACAUUCCACAUCAAACCGGAGAUGAUACCACAGCAGGUGGGAAACCAAAGAAGAGGGGGAAGGGGAGGGGAAAUACGACAACCAAGAUUACAGACAGGAGAUCGUGAUAUAAUUAGUCCACAACAAGAAAGUAAAAGAAGACCAAGGAGAGAAGAGAGAGAGAGAGAGAGAGAUAGGAAUCAGGUGGCAGAGGAAUGAGAAAAAGCACCAAGAACCGGCCUUCGAUGGGGAGGGGGUAGUAGGGCCAAGAUAACAGGCUAGAUAGAAACAGAAGGAAUUCAAGGGGGUGAGGGCGAAAAACAAGAGAAAAGGAAAAAAGAAAUCUCUUUGAAGGAAAUGCCAUAGCCGAAGACGCUGUCGUCGCUGGGUGUCCAAUUCAGAAAGGAUUGCGCAAAAAAGGACCAAGGAAGGGGUCCAAAGGAUCGUCAAGAAAAAAAGAGAGAGAAAAAAAAAAAAAAAAAA